Molecule: messenger RNA, 1374 nt
Organism: Bombina bombina (fire-bellied toad)
Lineage: Eukaryota; Metazoa; Chordata; Amphibia; Anura; Bombinatoridae
Gene: GUCA1C
Product: guanylate cyclase activator 1C
Exons: 4
Coding region: 110-676 (188 amino acids)
Molecular function (GO): calcium sensitive guanylate cyclase activator activity; calcium ion binding
Source: RefSeq, a predicted model, not a curated record
UACGGUAAUGUGAGUAGUGUUUUGGGACACGUUUGGACAAGUGGAAUAAGCAGUGUAGCAUUUUGCAUGGAUAGCGUGAAAUCAAACCAUAAUUUCCACUCAUAAAAAUAUGGGAGCAACUAAUUCAACAGCAGAUGAUAUCAAUGCUCUGGAGAUUCAUCACUGGUACAGAAAAUUUAUGAAAGAAUGCCCAUCUGGACAGCUCAGUCUGCACGAGUUUAAAGGAUUACUUGGCCUGCAAGGAAUGAAUCCAGAAGCAAACAGAUAUAUUGAGCAAGUAUUUGGUACAUUUGAUAUGAACAAGGAUGGAUUUAUUGACUUUUUGGAAUUUAUUGCUGCAAUAAACUUGGUUUUGCGAGGAAAAAUUGAUCAGAAAUUAAAGUGGUAUUUUAAACUCUAUGAUGCAGAUGGAAAUGGAUCGAUUGACCGAAAAGAACUGUUAAGUAUAAUAACGGCAGUUCAAGCUAUAAAUGGUCACCAAGGUUUAAGUCCUGAAGAAUUCACCGCCCUUCUAUUCCAAAAGAUUGACAUCAACGGAGAUGGUGAACUGACCUUGGAUGAGUUUAUCAGUGGAAUAGAAAAAGAUGAAGGUCUCUUGGAACUUAUUUCAAAAAGUUUUGACCUGUCCAAUGUGCUGAAAACAAUUCAAAAUGGAAGACGAAGAAGUAUUCCAUAGUAAUAAAGAUGAAGAUAUUGGACAUUAAAAAAAGUGCAGCUAAAUUGAAGCCAUAGAAGCCUUCUUAUUACCAAAUGUGAACUAUCUUAUGUAAGGUAUCAGAAGAAAUCUCAGGUAAUACAAGCCAAGAAAAACGUAAUCUCUUAAGCAUUAAUUGAUUUAAAUGCAGUUUAAAUUAAAUUGAAGAGAUUGACGUUCAUCUGGAUUAGUUAAGAAUAGAGAGAAAGAAGCUGAGUGAAACUAAUCACUACCUAAAAUAGAUUUUGAAUUAGCCAACAAUAAAAAGAGCUCCUUGAAGAUUUGCUAUACCUGGCAAAAAUGAUUUGUUUGUAAGCCUAUGAAGAUUUCAUAGUAAUAUGAAAAUUAAUGGCUUAUGGUCUGUACGCACCUGCAAUUUGUUUUAUAAGCAAUCUUCUUUAAAAGUUGGGGGUUUGUACCAUUUGCUGAGAACCAUUCAUAUGUUAGAUUUUAAUUAAAAUGCUUCAUCUUCAGCUAAAACACGAUGAGGAGGAUACCUGUUAGUUGGUUGGUACCUGGAUACAAUACUGUAUUUAGAUCCUGGUGUGAAUAUAGGAGACUCCAGCUUCAUAUUUUUGUGUCUUUUUUUUUAUUCAUAGACUGUUUAAAAUCUUCUGACUUUGAAUGUAUUUCAUUGGCUCCUUAUAUUUUUAUAAAAAAAUAAAGUUUUCAAUAUGUGA